AGCCACCGUCCCUUCCGCCGCACGCAAUGUUACCUCGACAUCUACUCGCCCUCUCAUUUAGUCUCAUAUUUGAAUCUCUUGCGUAUGCAUACACACCGUCUUCGUUUCUUUCGGAAUCUCCGGUGCGGAAGCAACAGGUGCAGAAUGUCCUGGAGCACGAGCCGGUAACAGAGGCAGUUUGCGAGCGCCAUCUUACAGGUCCUAUAGAGACUACACUGUGUGACUACGAGACGAUUGAGAGCGUCAACGACGAGCUCUUCAAUCAGUUGCACGCACUGGUAGAAACGCCGUUCUUCAAGUAUUUCCGCGUCGACCUUUACCGCGACUGUCCAUAUUGGGAGGAGAAUGGUUUCUGUGCCAAUAGAGAAUGUGGUAUUACUACAGUAGACGAGAGUGAGAUACCGGAGAAAUGGCGAGCAGCCGCUCUUAGUAAACUCGAGAAGCCUUCGAAAGGCGAGGUAAUCCGACUUCCUGGCUGUUACUACCGCGACUCCGACUACUGCUUCCUCGAUGAUCCCUUGGAUGGUGAUUACGUUGACCUCACGCUGAAUCCCGAGCGUUUCACGGGCUACAUUGGGCCUUCUGCACAUCGCGUUUGGUCCGCAAUCUACUCCGAGAACUGCUUCGGUCUGUCGCAGCAUGCUGUGUUGAAUGAACCGGUGCCAGACAUCGUGCGAGCGGAUGGGGAGUGUCUCGAACAGCGUGUCUACUACAAGAUCAUCUCAGGUCUUCACACCAGUAUCUCGACGCACAUCUGCCAUGAUAUGAUGGACCAGACUACCGGCCAAUGGGGUCCGGAUCUCCAGUGCUUCAUCAAUCGCGUAGCGGCGUACCCCGAACGGCUCCAAUAUCUGUACUUUGACGUCGUACUGCUCCUGCGCGCAGUAGCGCGUCUCGGGCCAUACCUGUCUGCGUACGAUUACUGUGGCACCGAUGACCACGAGAAGGGCGUGCAUCUCGAGACGCACGAGAGGCUCGAACGGGUGAUCGACGUCGCGACUGCGGUCGGCAAGUUCGACGAGACGGUACUCUUCCGGGGGGAGAACGCGAAUGUGCACGUUGAAGGAGAGUUCAAGGAGCACUUCCGCAACGUGACGCGGAUCAUGGACUGCGUCGGGUGCGACAAGUGCCGCCUCUGGGGCAAGGUGCAAACGACCGGUGUUGCUACCGCAUUGAAGGUCCUCUUCGAGCUGGACGAGAAGGCGUUAGAUCCGUCGGCGAACCCGAACCUCCUCCAGCGCUCAGAAGUGGUGGCCCUCAUCAACACCCUGCACCGCUUCUCAGAGAGCCUCGCGGCGGUGAACGACUUCCGCAAGCUAUGGGCAGCGGCCGACGCGCAGGACGAAGAGCGCAUGAUCGAGGUGGCGGCGUCCGCCGCCGCUCAGCCUCCCAGGUCGCUCCACUCGCCCGUCGCCGGGAAGGACACGGCGCCGGACACACUCCUAGCCGAUCUCUGGUACGGGACGGUCGGGUGUGUGCGCGGACUCGUGGAGGGGCUUGGGACAUGUCGGGGAAGGAACAGGGCCCGAGGAGCGACCUGUGAGAACGGUUGCUGAGCACAUUGCGGGGUGACUACAUCUGUAGCACGCGGGGCAGCUUCUGUCGCCGUGCACGCCUGUACUAUGAAUAGGGAACAUACUAUAAUAUGAUAGCGCCUGUGUAAUGGACUACAUUUAUGUCUAUUUCGGGGACGGGCGCCCAAGGACGAUCCUUCUUAUGGCGGGCUGUGUCGGAAUAUGCAAAUCACCAGGCACUGCCCGGGUCAGUGCGAGCGUGGUCA
Messenger RNA from Fomitopsis serialis, 1780 nucleotides. RefSeq names its product endoplasmic oxidoreductin. Gene Ontology annotation, cellular component: endoplasmic reticulum; endoplasmic reticulum membrane. The coding region runs from base 27 to 1556 and encodes 509 amino acids. Gene Ontology annotation, biological process: protein folding in endoplasmic reticulum. The transcript has 12 exons. Gene Ontology annotation, molecular function: thiol oxidase activity; protein-disulfide reductase activity; FAD binding. The record is from RefSeq and is a predicted model, not a curated record. NCBI's taxonomy places the organism in Eukaryota, Fungi, Basidiomycota, Agaricomycetes, Polyporales, Fomitopsidaceae.